CAUCUCAAUUGGAUUUCUAUUGUUUGGUUUAGUGCAGUCUAUUUUUUACCUCAUUUUUCCUCGGCGUACAAUGCCGAUCAACUUUAAUAUUGGCUUGCUGGGACAUGUUGACAGUGGCAAGACCACCUUGGCCAAGGCUUUAAGUUCGAUUUCCAGCACGGCCGCCUUCGACAAGAAUCCGCAAUCAGUGGAGCGAGGCAUAACUUUGGAUUUGGGCUUUAGUGGACUUUUGGUGGAUGCUCCUGCGCACUUACCUCAAGGAGAACAGCUCCAGUUCACCUUUGUCGACUGCCCCGGCCAUGCAAGUCUUAUACGCACUAUUAUAGGAGGUGCCCAGAUCAUUGAUCUCAUGCUCCUGGUGGUGGACGCCCAAAAAGGCAAACAAACCCAAACAGCAGAAUGCCUCAUUAUCGGGGAGCUGCUGCAGAAAAAGCUGAUUGUAGUGAUCAACAAAAUAGAUGUUUAUCCAGAAAAUCAGAGGGCGUCCAAGCUGGAGAAGCUACGCUUGCGGCUCGCAAAAACUUUGGAAGCCACCACAUUCGGUGGUCAAGUGCCCAUAUGUGCUGUGUCUGCUUUGCAAGGAACACAUAUCGCGGAGUUGCGAGAAGUACUUAGAGAAGCCUACUUUCAGCCGCAGAGAAACCUAGCCGAUCCACUCUUCAUGUACGUUGAUCAUUGCUUCGGAAUAAAGGGCCAGGGAACCGUUUGCACUGGCACUCUGCUCCAGGGAAAGGUUCAGGUAAACAAUGUGAUUGAGCUGCCAGCUCUUGGGGAGCAAAGGAAAGUGAAGUCCAUACAGAUGUUUCGCAAAAACGUGACCAGCGCCUCUAUGGGCGACAGAAUUGGGCUUUGCGUGACACAAUUCAAUGCAAAGCUGCUGGAGCGUGGAAUCAUUACCCAACCGGGUUACCUGAAACCCAUCUAUGCCGUGUGUCUACAGUUUAAACCCAUCCGCUAUUACAAGGAAGUCAUAAAAUCUAUGAGGAAGAUGCACAUCUCCGUGGGACACAACACAGUGAUGGCCAAUGUAACUUUGUUUCGGGAUACGGACGGCACAACUUCCACUUUCCAACUGGACAAAGAAUACGAGUAUAUGGAGGACGUCCAGCCUGCGGAGGUUCAACAUAAUGAUGUGAUCUACGCUCUGUUGCAAUUCGAAAGUCCUGUUCUAUCUCCGCCACAUUCAACGCUGAUUGCUUCGAAGCUGGACAUGGAUGUCCAUAGUACCAGUUGUAGAUUGGCGUUUUGGGGACGCAUUGCCUGGCAGACGCACAGUUCCAAAUACUUUCAGGAAGAACUGCCGAAACUGCGGAUUUUCAAGCGCAAACAGAAAGUGGGAAGCAUUCAGCGAGUGGUCAAUAGCAGCGAAGUGAUAGUUCAAAACCUUUUUAAGGACGCCAAACGUGAUUUGUACGUCGGCAAGAAUGUGGAGCUCUCGACGGGAGAGAAGGGUCGCAUUGAACGCACCUUUGGCCAGACAUCCAAAGUGGCUAUAACUUUUCAGGACGCCCUAUCUCCUGAAACAAUAAGCAAUGUGAAGAAUGUUAAGGUUUUGCUGAACUGUAAGAAAUAUGUGUUCAAUAAACAGGCAGGCUUGUUUCAAUGACAAAGUU
Molecule: messenger RNA, 1613 nt
Organism: Drosophila melanogaster (fruit fly)
Lineage: Eukaryota; Metazoa; Arthropoda; Insecta; Diptera; Drosophilidae
Gene: eEFSec
Product: eukaryotic translation elongation factor, selenocysteine-specific
Exons: 2
Coding region: 71-1606 (511 amino acids)
Cellular component (GO): cytoplasm
Molecular function (GO): GTP binding; GTPase activity
Source: RefSeq, marked reviewed